Physella acuta is the source of this 1973-nucleotide messenger RNA. Its product is annotated as bile acid-CoA:amino acid N-acyltransferase. Gene Ontology annotation, molecular function: fatty acyl-CoA hydrolase activity. NCBI's taxonomy places the organism in Eukaryota, Metazoa, Mollusca, Gastropoda, Physidae. The record is from RefSeq and is a predicted model, not a curated record. Gene Ontology annotation, biological process: acyl-CoA metabolic process; fatty acid metabolic process.
UCUAGUAGGCCUAAACUUACUCAUUAGAAUUUAGAUCUAGAUCUAGUGGUAAUUUUAAAGCCCUGAAAUAAUUAUAAUAUGAGUAGAUCUAGAUAUAGUAUUGAGUAGGCCUAAAUAUUCUACAAUCUAGAUUCUACACUUAGUCUACAGUUAAAACUAAAAGUUGAUUGAAACCUUGAUAUGUUGGCAGCAAGACGAAUUCAUAUUAUAAAUGGCCAUUUUUUACAGGCCAAAAAUGCAACAGUAUCAGCCUCACCUGUUCAGAUCAAGCUUUCUAAAGAUGCUGUCCUGAUUGAUGAAAAGGUUAAAAUUGAGGUCACAGGUUUAGGCAGUGGUCAGAAGGUGACCAUACAGGCUUGUUUUAGUGAGGGUGACAAGACCUUUGGAUCUUGCGGUCACUAUGUGGCAGACCAGAAUGGAAAUGUGGACACAUUUAGAGACAUCUGUCUCGGAGGAACCUACUCUGGUCUGAACCCAAUGGGUUUGUUUACAUCAGCAUCAACAACCCCUGGCAUUAAACCAGGCAGACUUAUUAAAUCUGAUGUCAUGACUCCUUAUGAGGUCACGCUGGCAGUUCAUGAUGGGUUCAUAAAGUUCAAUCAGCUGUCUUGGUCAGACCAACUGCCCUGCCUGGUGUCCUGUGUGCUGUUACGCUCCUACACAGCCCCAGGGGUGAGGAGGUUUCCUGUCAGAGAAAAUGGAAUUUAUGGAACAUUGUUUGUUCCCCCUGGCGAAGGUCCAUUUCCAGGUGUUAUAGAUGUUUUUGGUAUGGGUGGGGCUAGCAAUAUUGAGUUUCGAUCUGCGCUGCUGGCGUCUCAUGGCAUUGCAUCCUUUGCUCUUGCUUAUUAUGGUCUCCCAGGUCUGCCACAGAAUGAACAGCAACUGGACUUCACAUAUUUUUUGAAAGCAUUUGAUUGGCUGGCAUCAAACUCGUUGAUUGACUCAAAAAAUCUGGGUGGUAUUAGCACAUGUGUGGGUGGGGGCUAUGUAAGACUCAUCGCAUCCAGAAGACCAGCGAUGAAAUGCUUUGUGACAAUCAAUUCAGGAGUGAAGAUUUUCGGCAGGAAACAAACAGUUGAGGGGGUAACGGUCACCACUAGUUCCACCAAAAACAUAGAUGACGUUAAGAUUGUGGAUGAUUGUUUUGUGUUUAGCUAUAUGUACCAGCUGGAAGAUGUGACACUGGGAGAUGAUGAUGUCAAGGGAUGGGUAAAUGGAGCAAAAGUGUUAGCCAUUCAUGGGCUAGACGACCAAUGUGUUAACCCCAUAAUGUUAGAUGUGCUUGAAAACAAUGUACCAGAGGACUUGAGAGAGAACUACACAUUUCUCAGAUACCCAGGUGCUGGCCACCUACUGGAGCCACCCUAUGCGCCACUGUGUAAAGUCAGCUAUAACAAAAUGUUUGAUAUAAAAUGUCUUUGGGGAGGUGAUGAUGUCUCCCAUAGCAUAGCACAAGAAGACAGUUGGCCCAGAAUUUUGGAGUUUUUAAAAAGAAAUCUUCAGUCAAAAAAAUAAAUAUCUGCUUUAACAAAGUGCUAGUCUUAUUGAACUUGCAUUUAAUUUCAAUGCCUUUUUAUUUUAUGUAAUGAUAUAAACAGAGAUGAGUUUUGUCUUUCAUAAUGUACUUAAAAUUGAUAUUAUUAUUAUUAUGAAGCAAUAAAACCAUUAUAACCUGUAAUUAGGUGUUUUAUAAUUUUAUAUUUAAUUAAACAGGCAGGUAGCUUAUGAAAAAACUAAUUUGAAUGGAAGAAUAAUCAGACUGUGUACACAGAUGAGUACACAGAUUAAGAAUGUUAUAUUUGAUUGUAAUGCUAUGUUAUUGUUAUGCUCAAUAAAAUAUAAAAAUGUUGCUCAAUAAAAUAUAAAAAUGUUGCUCAAUAAAAUAUAAAAAUGUUGCUCAAUAAAAUAUAAAAAUGUUGCUCAAUAAAAUAUAAAAAUGUUAUACUGUACAUGAAUGUUUAAAUAAAAUCUUU